CAACAACAGCAAUAUACGCUUGUUUAGCACCAUGCCGGACAAGCUACACCUACCCAUAGAUGAUGUCCAGAUCCCCUUCAGUAUCCUCGAUACUGACCUUUACAAGCUUACAAUGCAAAACGCCGUCCUCCACCACUUUAGUGACGCGCAUGUGGUCAUCAAGUUUACCAAUAGGAGUCCUCAAAUGCUCUUCUCGAAGGAAUGUUUUGACUGGGUACAACAGCGAGUGAAUGACCUUUCGAAGCUCAAGUUGACUUCAGAAGAACGUAAAGAGCUUUCUAAGGCUUGUCCUUAUUUCUCGGAAUCAUACCUAGAUUAUCUCUCCAAUAUGCAACUCGACCCUGUCAAGCAAGUAAAGCUCACUUUCAUUCCCCAGGGCUCCAACGAGAAAGGAGAAAAGAUGGGUGAGAUUGGAUGUGUCAUCGAAGGGCCUUGGAAGGAUACUAUGUUAUACGAAGUUCCCGUUAUGGCUAUCUUGAGUGAAGGAUACUUCAAGUUUGUGGACACCGACUGGGAUUACGACGGGCAGUUUGAACUGGCCAAGAAGAAGGCUUUAGAUCUCUUGAAUCCUCCUGCUCCCACGACGUCAUUAUCGUUCUCUGAAUUCGGCACUCGCCGUCGACGGAGUUUCAAGGCCCAGGAUAUCAUCAUGCGGGGCCUUAUUGCUGGCCAUGAAGAGUACAAAUCCAAAGGAGGGAGUCAGGGGAUUUUGAGCGGGACAAGUAAUGUCUAUUUGGCUUUGAAAUACGGCCUCAAUCCUGUCGGCACGAUUGCCCAUGAAUGGAUCAUGGCCGUCGGUGCGACUUAUGGAUACAGAGGGGCUAAUGGAAGAGCUAUGGAUAUGUGGGAAGAGGUCUACCCUCCCGGUACCAAGUUUUCCUCUCCACUCACCAUGCUCACGGACACCUACACUGCCGCGAUCUUCUUUAAAGACUUUAUCUCCGAUCCCGCUCGUGCUCUUCGCUGGGCCGUUCUCAGGCAAGAUUCUGGAGACGCCUUCAAGUUUGUCGAGGACGCAAAGGAGGCGUGGAGGACUAUCGAGGAUAAGGCUGGUAUCAAGCGAGACGUUGGGCCGAAUGGCGAGGAAGAAGUUGCAAAAGGAAAGAAGGUUAUUUUCAGUGACGGCUUAGAUGUGGAGAAGGCCAUCAAGUUGCAACAAGGGUGUGACAAGGCUGGCAUGGCGGCAUCAUUCGGUAUCGGUACGGACUUGACCAAUGAUUUUCGUAAGGCCUCAGAUCCCAGUCAAAAGUCCAAAGCUUUGAAUAUGGUCAUCAAACUCAACAAGAUCAAUGGAAAGGAUUGUAUCAAGUUGUCAGAUGACAAGGGGAAGCAUACUGGUUCUCUUGAAGAGGUUAGGAAAGCUCAACAGGAACUGGGCAUUAACAAGAACUAGAGAUAAUGACAACAUGAGAGAUAUUUUACAUUACGCGAAAUUAAUCAGUUGUAGAUUUGGCGUUGUGAUUCGGCUGUAGCUGUAAUACAUGAACAGCCAGUCCGAGAGGAAAAGCUUAUUGACCACCUUACAAACUCUGGUCAUAGGGGAUAAUGGGAAAAGGAGAUAGGUCAUAGACUGCUGUAUCCGUAAGACAAGCAUUAUACUAUGAGCUGCUCGCUUGCCGAAGUAAAUUUCUGGAGACGAACCGAUUCUUGCAGCCCUUUUGUCCACGGGAUGUGAAUCAACAAUACGUAACGCGUUACAGCCCUCCAUAGAACCAUAUUGCAUCUCAGUUCGCCACAUCGCCUUCCAGGUCUAUAAUAUAUGGCAAGAGCUAGUAUAAGUAACGCUUUCCUCACCUGGAGACUGACUGAUUCAAACAAGCUUACUUAUCAAUGAUCACUUACGCCCCAAAGACCUUUAAUAUCCAACGACUUUUAAGCUUAUGCCGACAUAACACAUCCUCCCAUGGUCUGUCUACUACUAUUGUUACUUGCGGCUUGACCAACAUGCCAGUGAAAACAAUGAAAAGAUUUGAGACAUCACCCCAAUGGACAGAGGCCAGGUUGCGUAUUAAGAUCGAACGGGCGAAGAUGGCGGAACUGAGGAGACAUGGGUUAGCUUGAGUGCUUUUUGCCUCCGAGAUUUGCCAUACGGAUUAUGCGAUCUUCUUGAUAUUUUAUUGUAGGAACUGAAUGAUAAAUCUGAUAAUGACAGUUAAGCCUGCAUAACAAAUCGGCAGAUACUCCUAGAGUAUAUUAAGGUCGAAGUAGGAGGCAGGUGAUCGGUAUGGGUAGGGCCGGUAGACGUAGUGAGAGUGGAGGUAUAAUACACGUCUAUACAUUGGAG
This is a messenger RNA of Cryptococcus deneoformans JEC21, 2284 nucleotides long. RefSeq names its product nicotinate phosphoribosyltransferase, putative. Gene Ontology annotation, biological process: NAD+ biosynthetic process. The record is from RefSeq and is a predicted model, not a curated record. The transcript has 11 exons. NCBI's taxonomy places the organism in Eukaryota, Fungi, Basidiomycota, Tremellomycetes, Tremellales, Cryptococcaceae. Bases 32 to 1393 code for a protein of 453 amino acids. Gene Ontology annotation, molecular function: nicotinate phosphoribosyltransferase activity.